AUGGUUUUGCUCCAUCCUCUGCGCGGCGAGUUUCUUGCUUCGCUCGUGCUGCUCGUGCUUUUAGCAUCAUUUGUUGUGACCAAAGUUUGGAGGGUAACAUCUUCCUCUGAGGUAGUGGAAGAACCUGCCGAUGGAGGGACCACAGAAGGAUCUAUGGGAGAACAACGGGAACUGCAGGAGAGCAACAAUGACCAUGAGGGAUUCAAGGAUUAUGCAUCUCUGCACCUACGAUACACCAACUGGCAGUUCCAUCAUUUGAAAGAAAAUCUUCAAGGUAAAGAUGUUUACAAUGACACAAAAACCUUUCAAAGGUAUCAUGGUCCUAAAGGGCUUUCUCCAAGGGAAGCACGGUGCGUUCCAGGCCCUGAUGAGAGAUUUAAGACCUGUGACACAGUCUGAAGCUCUCCUGGCAUACUCUGAAGCUCUCCUGGCACCAUCCCCUUUAUCCUUCACAGGUGUUUCUCCUAGUAAGUUUCUUGUAUGUCUCAUCCCAUCUGGG
This is a messenger RNA of Cercocebus atys (sooty mangabey), 499 nucleotides long. RefSeq lists its product as uncharacterized. The transcript has 5 exons. Bases 1 to 399 code for a protein of 132 amino acids. The record is from RefSeq and is a predicted model, not a curated record. NCBI's taxonomy places the organism in Eukaryota, Metazoa, Chordata, Mammalia, Primates, Cercopithecidae.